Dendronephthya gigantea is the source of this 2489-nucleotide messenger RNA. RefSeq names its product putative glycerol-3-phosphate transporter 5. The transcript has 4 exons. The coding region runs from base 35 to 1273 and encodes 412 amino acids. Gene Ontology annotation, molecular function: transmembrane transporter activity. Gene Ontology annotation, cellular component: membrane. Gene Ontology annotation, biological process: transmembrane transport. Lineage: Eukaryota; Metazoa; Cnidaria; Anthozoa; Malacalcyonacea; Nephtheidae. The record is from RefSeq and is a predicted model, not a curated record.
UUUCUCUGCGAAUGACAAUAAUUUCUGUAAAAUCAUGGUGACUGCUUUGAAAACUCGUCAAGUAUUCACUUUCAUUGUGACAUGGUUAUCUUACGCCUCUACAUAUCUUCUUCGGAAGCCUCUUGGUGUUAUCAAACCAGACUUAGAAAAAACUCUUCAUUUGAAGAAGUCUGAAAUGGGAUGGCUUGAUGCUUCCUUGCUCUUCCCUUACGCUGUCAUGCAAAUGCUGCUUGGAGGUUUAGGAGAUAAAAUUGGUGCAAGAAAAGCUUUGACUAUUUGUUUAAUUGGUUCAGCCUUUUCAAUGAUCACAUUUGGCUAUUGGCAACAUGUAUUAAUGCUUUCUCUUUUACUUUUCUUAAAUGGAACAUUUCAAGCAAAUGCCUGGCCAAACUGUGUGAAAUGCCUUAGUUCAUGGUACUCAGAUGAACAUCGAGCAUCUAUAUUUGGUUUAUGGGGAACAUGUACCUUUGCAGGAGGAAUUAUUGGCACUUCAUUAGCUGUUUAUUUACAAUCUGUUUAUUCACCUGAUCUUAAAAUGAUUUUCAUAACACCAUCCUUGAUUUUACUUUCUAUUGGUAUAUUGGUAUUUUUAACAAUGAAAAUGCCUUCUGAACUAAAUAUUACAAUCCCAGGAAAAGAAGAACUGACUGGCUCAACCUCAAAAAGUGAUAAAAUUUUAGGUUUUUCAGAAGUUAUACGUCUCAAUCUUGUUCCAGAACUAGUGGUGACUGUUAUUUGUGUUAAAUUAGUCCGGUAUUGUCUAUAUAUGUGGCUACCAAUGUAUCUUCAUGAGGCUCUGAAAUACAGUAAAGCACAAGCAGGAAUGCUGUCAACAACAUUUGAAAUUGGUGGAGUCUUAGGAUCUGCCUUAAUUGGUGUUUUUAUCAAUAAAGUAUUAAAUGGUCAUGUUCUGUAUGGAUGUUCUUUGUCUUUGUUCCUAAGUGCUAUGGCCCUUGUUGCUUUUCAAAUAACAAGCACUUGGGGUAUAAUCUUCAACAUAACCUCCAUGUUAAUUGCUGGUGUAUGUAACUGUGGACCUGAUCCUCUUUUAACUGGUUCAAUACCAGCAAAAAUUGGAGAGAAAGUAAAUGCUCAGGCUGCUGUAGCAGGUGUUGUUAAUGGUUUUGGUGGUGCUGGAGCUAUUGUGGAAGGUCCAUUAAUUGGUUUGAUAGUUGAUUAUUAUGGAUGGUCUGGAGCAUUUUAUUUCAUGGUUCUUCUAUCAAUUCUGGCAACCUUUUCGAUAUUAAAGGCGUCACGUAAUACAGCAACAUGAUUGAUGAUUCAAUUAGUUUAGAACAAGAUCCUGCAACGAUUUGUACGAAUCUCUACCAAAAACUUUUUUAUUUCUCUAUGGUUUGCAAAUGUUGCGAGUUUGUUUCUCACGUUUGAAGUUUGGCUUCAACACUGCAGUUAGCAAAUCUGAGUUUCAUUUGUUAACCAAGUUAGCAAGCGAAACUCGGAAACUCUUACAUUUCGAGUCGUAUAUCGUUGGUUGACGACAACAAUUUGCAGUUCACGACAGGGUUUUGCAAUCAGUCUUUGCGAACUUCCCCUACGGCUACGGCUACGAGUACCGUUUGCUCUAUUUACAGUAUGUAAUUACCAUAAUUUUACAAGUGUGGAAUCAACUAUCAAGGUUAUGAUUAUUAAUAAGCAGUUGAACGCGAUGUCGUCAUGACACAAAUCUGAUAUCAUGUGUUGAAACUGGCCACAACAUAACUUGCAUGGGCAUAAAUUUCAUUACGCUGGUGGAAAUAGAUAUUUGGAGCUGUAGAAACUAGAAAGAACAAGUAAUUAGAAAAUGAGCGGUGUAAAUUGAGGUAAUUCUUUGCGCAGUUUAAUUAAUAAUAAUUGCCGGUGUCGAAUUUUGACGAGAUUUGCCAUGCAGAAUAGAACCUCAACCGAAUCACAGAUGAGCUAUAUAUCUCAUCUGUGCCGUAUUUAUCCUCGAAAGAUAAAUUUGACACAAAAAGAUUCCCCCAAGAAAUAGACGAGAAGCCAGUACUGUAUCAAUAUUGUUAGAAUUUUUAACAUUUUUGUUUUUUUGUUUUGUUUUUUUCAUGGACGCAUUUUUCACAGCGAAUUUCGUCAAAAUUCGACACCAAAUUCUAAUUCGUCAAUGAAUUGCAGGAUAAUCUUGACCUAGGAACAUUUUGGUGAAUGUAGUCACAGAAGAGAAUGACCAGUCGGAAAAAAUUUACAUAAACUGCACAUUCCUUAAUUAUUACUAGGGAUUAAAUACGGUUUGCCAAUAGACGUAGCUAGCCAGUUAGUAUUAGAAGUGCAAACAUUUCGGUGAUACUAAGCUUAUAAUUGUUGACACUACCUUGUGCACUCUCAGAGUAGAAUUUAAGUGAGAAAAAAGAUGCAAAUCCUAUUUAAAUCUUUUUUAUAGCAAUGAUAGUGUCGCAUAUCAUAGGAAUAUGUGCUUGUCUGGAAGAACAUAAUAAUGUACAUGCAAUAUAUUUAAUACGACAACAAUACACAUG